CGGGGCCACAGUGGUUCCGGGGCUACCUGCCGGCGCGCUUCCCGCUGCCUUCCGGCCCCGCGCGGGGAAGCUGAGGCCGCGGUCCCACCUCCCCUCGGCGCAGCCUCGCACCUCCCGCCGCGUCACCCGUCGUUGCUCCCGCUCCUCAACGGCCGCGGGGUUUGGGCCUACCCAGCGGUCGGGCCACCUCCGCCCUCUCCGCCGUGACGAAUCGGCGCCCGGCUGGCAAAUUACCCAAAUUCGGGGAGUUUUGAGAAACAUAUGGGGCCUGAAAAAAUCCUUGAUUGUACUAAGCACCACCGCGUCCCCACUAGAAGACUUACUUUUCUAAAGAGAGUCGGUUGGGGCCUUGAAAGGAAUUAAGAAGAGUGUUGAAAGUGCGAGCGCGGAAGCUCCGGACGCGAGGGGCGGGGCGUGCGCGGGACAAAGGGAAGCGAGGCCGGAGCUGCGGGCGUUUUUUCUGCCCGCGGUGUCUCAGAUUCAUUCUUAAGGAACUGAGAACUUAAUCUUCCAAAAUGUCAAAAAGACCAUCUUAUGCCCCACCUCCCACCCCAGCUCCUGCAACACAAAUGCCCAGCACACCAGGGUUUGUGGGAUACAAUCCAUACAGUCAUCUCGCCUACAACAACUACAGGCUGGGAGGGAACCCGGGCACCAACAGCCGGGUCACGGCAUCCUCUGGUAUUACGAUUCCAAAACCCCCAAAGCCACCAGAUAAGCCGCUGAUGCCCUACAUGCGGUACAGCAGAAAGGUCUGGGACCAAGUAAAGGCUUCCAACCCUGACCUAAAGUUGUGGGAGAUUGGCAAGAUUAUUGGUGGCAUGUGGCGAGAUCUCACUGAUGAAGAAAAACAAGAAUAUUUAAACGAAUACGAAGCAGAAAAGAUAGAGUACAAUGAAUCUAUGAAGGCCUAUCAUAAUUCCCCCGCGUACCUUGCUUACAUAAAUGCAAAAAGUCGUGCAGAAGCUGCUUUAGAGGAAGAAAGUCGACAGAGACAGUCUCGCAUGGAGAAAGGAGAACCUUACAUGAGCAUUCAGCCUGCUGAAGAUCCAGAUGAUUAUGAUGAUGGCUUUUCAAUGAAGCAUACAGCUACCGCCCGUUUCCAGAGAAACCACCGCCUCAUCAGUGAAAUCCUUAGUGAGAGUGUGGUGCCAGACGUUCGGUCUGUUGUCACAACAGCUAGAAUGCAGGUCCUCAAACGACAGGUCCAGUCCUUAAUGGUUCAUCAGCGAAAACUAGAAGCUGAACUUCUUCAAAUAGAGGAGCGACACCAAGAAAAGAAGAGGAAAUUCCUGGAAAGCACAGAUUCAUUUAACAAUGAACUUAAAAGGUUGUGUGGUUUGAAAGUAGAAGUGGAUAUGGAAAAAAUUGCAGCUGAAAUUGCACAGGCCGAGGAACAGGCUCGCAAAAGGCAGGAGGAAAGGGAGAAAGAGGCAGCAGAGCAAGCUGAGCGCAGCCAGAGCAGUAUUGUUCCUGAGGAGGAGCCAGCAGCUAAUAAGACCGAAGAAAAGAAAGAAGACGAGAGCAUUCCGAUGGAGACAGAGGAGACACGCCUUGAAGAAACGACGGAAAGCCAGCAGAAUGGUGAAGAAGGCACGUCUACUCCUGAGGACAAGGAGAGCGGGCAGGAGGGGGUGGACAGUCUGGCAGAGGAAGGGACCAGUGAUAGUAACACUGGCUCAGAGAGCAACAGUGCAACCGUGGAGGAAGCACCAACAGACCCCGUACCAGAAGACGGGAAAAAAGAAUAAACGUUGCCUUGUUUUAUGUGUUCUAAAUACUUUUUUAAAUGAAAAAAUGUUUUUUGAGUUUUAA
Messenger RNA from Balaenoptera musculus (blue whale), 1815 nucleotides. RefSeq names its product SWI/SNF related, matrix associated, actin dependent regulator of chromatin, subfamily e, member 1 (gene SMARCE1). NCBI's taxonomy places the organism in Eukaryota, Metazoa, Chordata, Mammalia, Artiodactyla, Balaenopteridae. Gene Ontology annotation, molecular function: nuclear receptor binding; nucleosomal DNA binding. The record is from RefSeq and is a predicted model, not a curated record. Gene Ontology annotation, cellular component: SWI/SNF complex. Gene Ontology annotation, biological process: negative regulation of DNA-templated transcription. The transcript has 11 exons. Bases 516 to 1751 code for a protein of 411 amino acids.